AUGAGCACAAGAACGUCUCCAGGUCUGCUGGUGGAAUUCCAGGUGCUGUGGAAGUUGUGGAGGAAGUGGUCCUCUUGCAGUCCCUCCAAGCACUCCUCUCUGGAGACCCCUGGGUCUGCCAGCAAGCCAAGUCUCUGCCCCAGACUUGGAAUCAGAAAUGCCCCCCACUGUUUUUCUAGGGGCAGGGAUGAGUGUGCCCUGACUCAGCUCUUGUCUCGGUGGUCCAGCGUGUGGACUGUCAUGGUCAUCUGUGAGACAGAAAGUGUGCACCUGAUUCCAUCUCCCCCGAGGACCCCAGAGGUGCCCACAUCCAAGAAAACUCUGGCAUUACCUGUCUCUUGGAGAAGUGUAAUUUUCCCACAGCUUCGACUUAAUCACAAUGUAAAUAUCUUUGGCCAAAGAAGUCCGGCCACUUCGAUUAAUUCUGGUAUUGCCGCAUUCUUUGUUAGCUCCUGGGCCGAGGCAGUCAGGAGACAGGGGUGCCAGCGGCGGCCCUGCGAGCUCGUGGGGCGGAGAAGCAUGUCUGAAACGCGGAGCAGCUCCGCGGCGGGCACGUCAGUGGGUCCCCCAGAGAGGCCCCUCCCGGGACUGCUCACAGGGUUCACCCCCAGCCCCUCGUUCUCCAGCGAGGCCUGCUGCACCCCAGCCACGGCUGGUCAGGACAGUGAGACCACGACCAGCCUCUCUAACAAAACCACGACGUCUCAGCUGCACGGCACCUACUGUGCGCUCCGGCCGCUGAGGCUGCUAACCCAGGUCCCCUCCUCCGCAGCGUCUCCUGCCCUCUUCACGCUCCGGGCCUGGCGGAGUGCGCCCCCUCAACGGACGGGGCUCAGCCCCACGGCCUGGGACUUGGAGCCUCCCACUGGACCCGCUGGCCUGAGAGGCCUCGGGGAGCAGCGUCAGCGAGUCCGCAGCAACAGCUGCGGCCCCCCGGUCAGCACGGGGCUCGCCCCCGACCGCCGCCUGGGUCAGCAUGCGCCAAGCCACGCCCUGUCCUGCUCGGGCUCCCCCACCAGCCUUCUGCCUCAGGUCCCCGGCUUCCCCGGCACCCCACAGACCUCAGGGUCUGCCCCCAUGCCCCCGUUGCCCACCUGCUCUCAGAGCAUCCAGGCUGGCCUUUCCUCAGUCCCUCCCAUGGGUCCAGCACUGCCCUCCCCAGCAGCGGCUCUGGUCACCCGUCGGCCGGGGAAGGACGCGGUGGCCGGUUCCCAUCUGGGCCGCUGCGGACGGGCCUCUCCUGAACAUUCGUGCCAGGGCUCUGGGCAAGAAGCAGUACAGAGCAUGUGCCCGGAGCUACAGCAGGCCAAACACUACGUGUGCUGCCCUCGGGCUCUGGGCGGGACUGCGCUGCCCCCUGGGCCUGGCGAAUGCCCCACGCAGCUGCCCCAGUGGAUGCCCGGCAGCGUCGGGGAGUCGGGGCCCCGAGUGUGCGUGCCCGCAGGGGAAGCCUGCACUGGUGCGGUCGUGAUGCUUCCCGGGGUCCUGAGGCCCCGCUGGGCCCACAGCCCCAGCAAGCCCAUCCUCCCAGGGCUGGGGGGGCAAGUGACUUCCCCAAAGAACGUUCCACUGCUCGGCGCCCAGCCCUGGGUGCCUGUGAUGAAAAGCGGCCCACAGCUGGGACAGGUCAGCUCCCGCAGCCCAGUGCCCACGGAGCUGGGGAAGGUCAGCCUCCCAGGGCCCCCGUGCUGCUCCGCAGACCCGGUCCCCCCGUUCCUCGGGGUCCUGCCCCCGCUCCACCCGCACUGA
Molecule: messenger RNA, 1749 nt
Organism: Rangifer tarandus platyrhynchus (Svalbard reindeer)
Lineage: Eukaryota; Metazoa; Chordata; Mammalia; Artiodactyla; Cervidae
Source: the annotation of a GenBank genome assembly